This is a messenger RNA of Drosophila obscura, 579 nucleotides long. RefSeq lists its product as uncharacterized. The transcript has a single exon. Bases 57 to 473 code for a protein of 138 amino acids. NCBI's taxonomy places the organism in Eukaryota, Metazoa, Arthropoda, Insecta, Diptera, Drosophilidae. The record is from RefSeq and is a predicted model, not a curated record.
UCCUCAGUCUCGAAUUGCAGGUCCAAUUGCCAUGCGGCGAUGCCAAGAAUAUCUCCAUGGAGAACGGAGGCAGCAACUCUUCCAGCAAUGGCACCCACGAUGCAUUCGGCCCGAAGAGCAACGCCACAUCCAAGGCAAAGGUACCAGUCCGUGCCCCUUCUGUUAUACUGCCAUCCGCCGCGAAGACCAUUAAGCGCAUUAAGCGAGCGAGAACAGAUCUGCCAAAAGUUAAGUUAUCAUUCGAUGAUACGCACUUGCCCUGCGACUAUGACGUUUCUGGAUCAUUUAAGUUUAUGGACGAUUUUCCCAAAUUCUGCAGAGACUCGUACCAGCAGAGGUUCAUGAGCGAGGCCGAAUAUCGAAUGUAUAUGCUGUAUCAGACGGAGGGAUUCUUCUUUGGCCAAUACUAUGAGCGCUAUCACCGCUUCGAGGUAGAUGUCCACACCUUUGACUACCGUGAUACGGGCUUUUAGCUAUUCAUUCACCAAUAUCUACUGUACUGUAUAUGUUGCUGUUUGUAGCAAUUAAAUUAUCGGUCGACAGUGUCCUUCCUACUGGUGCUUGUUCUUACUGUUCUUC